Brienomyrus brachyistius is the source of this 2809-nucleotide messenger RNA. RefSeq names its product innate immunity activator a (gene inavaa). Gene Ontology annotation, biological process: adherens junction maintenance; positive regulation of protein ubiquitination. Bases 346 to 2208 code for a protein of 620 amino acids. The transcript is spliced from 10 exons. Lineage: Eukaryota; Metazoa; Chordata; Actinopteri; Osteoglossiformes; Mormyridae. The record is from RefSeq and is a predicted model, not a curated record.
UGUUUCAAAGACUGUACUUUAAUAUUUAACCCUUUUUAUAGUCGAAAAACUGAAUGUUUGCAAUGUCAGUACUCAUAUUCCGUCAUGAAGUUUGCUAGUGUUAUUUUAGUUCACGAAAAUUCAGCUCAUUGACUCUCCCCUUCGUGAGUGACAGUGGUAUGACCGAAGUAAGAUCUCUGAAAGCGUGAGUGCAGCCUCUUGCUUUCCUGGACGAAAUUGCUGCUGCCUUUUUUCCUUGUUAUGGAUUUACGAGAAUGCUUCGUAAUGUCUAGUUUCUGACUUGCAAAAGACACCACCCAAUUCCUGAAGUUUCCUUACACACAGAACUUGGAAGCAGACACAGAGAUGGACAGCAAAGAUGAGAUUAGUGAUAGCGACAGCGGAAUUAUCCUCCAGUCUGGCCCUGACAGUCCCACAUCGCCAACAAAGGAGCUGGCCGUCCAUACCAGGGCCGUACGACUGAAGCAUCAAGCCCUGGAAGAACGUCUGGAGCAAUGUCUGCAGGAGCUGAGGAAACUCUGCAUCCGAGAGGCAGAACUGACAGGACAGCUGCCCGCAGACUACCCCCUGAUGCCUGGAGAGAAACGGCCGUGCGUGCGGCGGCGUGUCGGGGCUACCUUUUCUCUGAACAGGGAGAGUGUCCAGACUGAAGGAAAGGACCCCGAGUUGCUUUCAUUGGAAGCAAAGCUGGCGCUACAGAUGCGCAUCCUAGAAGCGGCCCGUAAACUGUGCCUUGAGGAACACCUGAGCAGGUCAGUGAAGAAGAGCCGCCUGCAGCAGAGUAAGCGUGAAGAGCGGAAGCUGAAGGAGCUGCAAAGGGCCUUAUCUCUGCGAAGAGACAUUUUCUCUUACCCUGUGGCCAAACCUAGUGGUCCAGAUACAUUAGAUAACCCUCUAUCAGACUCUGCGCUUCAAGAGGAAGUGGAAGACCAGGCAACACAGGUGUUCUCAGAACACCUUUGUUCAGAAGACCCCCCAGAACAUCUUCAGCACCACCCCCAGGACCCCCCUUCGGACAUUCUGGAAGGACCAAGGCCGACACAGCGCUGCAGGGUGGAGUAUGAACGCUGCCCUGUCCCAAACUCGCCGUGGAAAGAGUCCAGCUUGGACCAGCCCUAUCGGAAGCCCACCAAGGCCCAGUCUACUAACAGCAGUUGUUCCAGCAGCCCAGUGGUGACCCCGCGUUCCCCACCUCUGGACCUCCAGCUGGGAGAUGCCCUCCCACCACUUCUCCAUGCUCAGACACUGGGCCACAGUCAGGCCAGCAGCGCUCCCUGCACCCCGGAGCUGCCACAACGCCGCCCGCACUUCCAGUCAUUCAGACUGCCCAGGUAUCAGACUCCUGACACCUCAGAAAAUCGUCCAACAGGACAGCCAACGUGCCGACGACCCUGUGACCUUUCCAUGACCCCGCCGGAGUACUUGGCCCUAAUGACUGGCUUUGGGAAGCUGCGAUAUGCGUCCAGCUCUGAGGACAGCAGCUCGGAGCACUCUGUAUCCUCACAUACCAGCUCUCCUGGUCGCAACAGCCCCAGUGAGAUGACCAGGUCGUGCCCCCCCCCGUACGGAUACUAUAUUGCCCAUCACAGUGGCUCAAAUGGCACCAGACGCCAAUUCAGUCCUCAUGAAAGCAGACUCCAUAGAGGUCCACCGAACAGCAGUUCUCAUGUCAGCAGCUACCCCCACAACAGGCAGCACACUGGACACCCCAAGGGGCCCCAGCCACAGUCUGGAAGCAGCUUCUGCAAGCCUUCUCAGGUUCAACAUCCAACCAGCUGCAACAGGGCUCCAAUGGGACAAGAGCUGCCAUACCCCCCUGAGCUGCAUGUGGCACGUCUCUACUUAGGCCCGCCCCCUCUAGCCCAAGGUGCCGCGCCACAGUACGAUCACUGGAAUGGGAAAGCUCCACCCCCCCAUGUCAGGCUGGCCCGCGCACCUUCCCUCAGGGAGUACCCGCAGCACCACAGCUGGGCGUCUCCCCAGGGGAUUGUGUCCGAGGAGCUCCGCAGCUGGCAGCAGCGCACGCAAAGUCACGAGGCCCGCUCGCGCUCCCUGGACAGGACUGGGGCUGAAAGGGCAUACCAACCACACGCUGCAGGCCUGCAGGCCCCAAAGGUUCCCCAGAGACGAAUCCUGCAGAGAUCCCCUGACGGGACCCCUGUGCAGUGGUUUGAAGAGGAGGAGUGUGAGAUAGUGAGUCAGGUGUAGAUCGGAACACAAGGUUCCUGUUACUGUGCUCCAAUUCAGGAUUCUGCUGUACGUGUAGCUUGAUGUUUGAAUGAGCACGUUUGGGUUAAAUCCUUCCCUCAAGAGCAGAAGAGUAAGACCAGUGGUCAGCAGCCUGGGGAGAAUCACCCUCCACAAGAGACACUCUCAACUGCUAUUCAUCAUGUGCUUGAAGCAAGCCAGCGAUCCCUGUGUAAGGCUGUAUGCCUGUUUACUGCUGUAGGCAAAUAUUAAAAACUGACCUUUUAGAAAACUGAACUGAAUAUGCUCUUUGCAUAGUCUCUGCUGAUAUUUCUUACAUGAAAUUUAUAAUGCUAUUAUAUCAAGGGCAUUUUUGUAAAACACUGAUUUGUGUCUGAGUAAUGUUAGCUCCAAAUUAAUAUAGGGAUAAUAAUAUAGAAAUUUUUAAAUACCACAGUUUAUAGAGACAAUAGGCUUAGCUUUAGCUUUCUUUUCUUAUGCGUUUCUGAUUUACAUUUAUCUUCCACAUGAGUCUGGCAACUCUACAGUACUGAAUUUCUGUGAAAAUGGCAUAUUUAUAAUAAAGUAUUUAUCAUUUUUGAUGUGGCAAAGUGCUUUUUAA